Messenger RNA from Callorhinchus milii (elephant shark), 2133 nucleotides. It is a transcript of the gene gtf3c5, whose product is annotated as general transcription factor IIIC, polypeptide 5. The record is from RefSeq and is a predicted model, not a curated record. Gene Ontology annotation, biological process: transcription initiation at RNA polymerase III promoter. Gene Ontology annotation, cellular component: transcription factor TFIIIC complex. Lineage: Eukaryota; Metazoa; Chordata; Chondrichthyes; Chimaeriformes; Callorhinchidae. Bases 276 to 1442 code for a protein of 388 amino acids. The transcript is spliced from 11 exons.
GGACUGACCAAUGCCGGUACUCCCCACCGUCAAGGCCGCGGACCUACGCAGACCCUACCAGGCGGCUGGAGCUUUAUUUCCGCCCGAAGGAUCCGUACUGCCACCCGGUGUGUGCCAACCGCUUCCCUGCCACCAGCCUGCUGCUCAGGGUCCGCAGGUGCAGACACAAGGCCGAGGGUCCCGGAGACCCAGCCUCACCCCACAGCGGGGACGGAGACUUUACAUACGAACUGGAAAUCCUGGGGCUUAUCGGGACCACGUAUAAAUUUCAGGGAAUGUCAGAUUUCCAGUUUCUGGGCAUACACAGUGCGUCUGAUGGAUCCUCAGUGUCCAUGUAUGAUAAAGUUCUCCUGCGGAAACCGGAGCACAAGGAGUUUUUUGACCAGGAUUUGCCACUGUAUGUGCCUCCUCCCAUCUUUUCCCGUCUGGAUAACCCCGUGGAUUAUUUCUACCGGCCGGACAUCCAGCACAGGGAGGGCUACCAUCCUCCCAAACUGUCUAAUGAAAACCUGAUCGGGCUGGGCCGUGCCCGGCGCCCGCACAACGCUAUAUUUGUGAACUUCGAUGACCCUGAGAUUCCGUCCGAGCCUCUGGAAGCCGCCGUCCAGAACUGGAGGAAGUUUAACACCCAGGCUGCGGACAACAGGGCCGAGGACGACCUGGGCAAGCUGUUCAAGAUCCGACCCAUCUGGUCACGAAAUGCUGUGAAGGCGAAUAUCGACAUCCACCCCGACAAGCUGAAGGUGCUGCUGCCUUUUGUUGCCUAUUACAUGCUGACCGGCCCCUGGCGCAGUCUCUGGGUCAGGUUUGGCUACGAUCCAAGGAAAGACUCCAAAGCCAAGAUUUACCAAGUGUUGGAUUUCCGGCUCCGAUGCAGCACCAAACAUGGGUACCUGCCAUCGGACAUGCCGGUAAAGGCCAAACGCAGCACGUUCAACUACAGCCUCCCCAUCACCGUCAGCAAACCAGCCCCACAGGUGGUGAGUAUACAGGACCUGAACCAGGCUCCUCGCACUCCCACCAACUCCCAGGGGGUGUGGCCCAGCUCCUGCCGGUACAAACUCAAGGAAUCUGCCUACAAAUUCCAUGAGGACACCCUCCCACCUUACCGGCAGAUGUUUUACCAGCUGUGUGACCUGGAUGCAGAAAGCUUACAGGUGAUCAUUCACCGUAACGAGGGCCAGGAGGUGGAGUGCAGUGAGCGGGACGGGUGGUGUCUGCCCAAGACCAGUGAUGAGCUGCGCGAUCGGAUGGCGAAUAUGAUCAAAGAAAUAUGUCGCAAGAACAGACCAGGGACAGUGUCAAUCUGUGCGGGGAACAAGCCUUCGUUCCCAACGGAGCGAGUGGCGGGUGAAUCUGGGGAGGACGAAGAGGAGGAGGAAUAUCAGCCGUCAGAUGGGAGUGAAAAUGAAAUGGAGACUGAAAUCCUGGACUACAUGUGAUUGUGUCGCAAUCAUCCUAAAUGGGGAGUGAAUACUCACAUCCAUCCUUCGGAUGAGACAUUAAACCGAAGUCCCAUCUGUGCCUGUUCAGGAGGACUUCAAAGAUCCCACCGCGCUAUUCGAGAAGCAAAGGGAGUUUGUCGCUCCUGAUGCCCUGGCCAACAAUCCCCCCAAAUCAAAUUGGUCGCUCUCUCCAUGGCUAUUCGUGGGACAUUGCUGUGUGUGUCUGCCGUGUUGGUCCAUAAAAUACAGUCACUGAAGGUUACGGUAAAUCCUGGGAAGCGUUUUAGACAUGAAAGGCCCCGUAUAAACUGUGAAGAUUAAUAUAAUAACAUCUGGUGUGUAUUUCACACUUAUUUCACGUGACAUCCUCCACUAGGGAGGCCAGUAAUUACAGCAGGCCUGCUGCAGAUCACAGGGUGAGUAGAGGUGUGAGUGCACCUGCACUGCGCUCUGCUUUCCCAGUGUUAGCAGCACUGCCUUGAGCUGAUUCCGUUUGGAGUUAGUGGCUUUCUGCAUCGAUAGGCCUUUGACCUUUCCCUGAGGGGUUUAUAUUUUGUCUGUGUCUCAGUAUUUUCCAGUGGCACAAACAAAGUGACGUGACAAAAUAUAAAUGAAAAACGAGAUGAUGUACCUGAAUUUUUUUUAUUGUACUUUAUCUGUAAUAAAUUUACACAUUUGUUUUUCCAAA